AUGAAGUUUUUUAAUCUAGAAUUUAGUAAAGUUCUUAUAACAAAACAUAAGGAUAAAGAUUAUUUUCUUUAUUAUCAAAACUUAAUACAGUGCAUCAAAAAUAUCUUAACUGUUCCUGACAUAACACAAAAUUUUGCGCUAUCUUACGAAAACUAUGAGUAUAAUAGAGAAAGUAUUUACAGUGAACAAAACACUGGAAAAUGGUGGAAAACUACGCAAGAAUCCUUACCUACUGGUUCCAAAUUAUUAUCAAUUAUUUUAUAUUCAGAUGCAACAACUACAGAUACAUUAGGAAAAAGUCAAUUGCAUCCAAUAUAUAUUACAUUAGGCAAUAUCCCAAUAUGGCGUUGUAAUAAACAGGAUGCAAAGCAACUUUUGGAAUAUUUACCAAUUUUAGAAGCUGCAAAUAAAGAUCUAGUUCAUGAUACCUUUCAUAAAUCUUUACGUCAUUUACUAGAACUAAUUAUUUUAUUAAAAAAUGGUAUAGACCUUUUUAUAAAUAAUGAAAAUACCUGGUUUUAUCCUAGAAUUUCAACUAUUAUUGCAGAUUGGCCAGAAGCCGCAAGUUUUUGUUUAGUUUAUAAAUCCUCCAAUUCAAGCCUUCUAUGUCACUUCUGUUUAAUUAAAAAGGACAAUCUUGCAAAUAUAGACUUAUCAGUUAAUGAUGUAAUACUAAGAACUCAUGAUGAAAUGCGUAAAUAUUUUGAAAAUGAUACACAAAAAUCUGUUUGCAUAGAAUCUGUACCUAAUUUUUUUUGGGAUUUGCUGAAUAUAAAUAUCUACUUGGCUACUGUUUCUGAUAGAAUGCAUCAUUUAGAUUUGGGUUUAUUUCAUUAUCAAAUUAUCUUCAUGUGCGAUGUCUUAAAAUUGCAACAUGUUAAUGGUAAUAAAUUAGUUGAAGAAUCAAUUGUAAAAUUAACUGCUAAUGAAUAUCGAAGUUUGAUGAAAGUCAUAAUAUUUGUUAUUAAUAAUUUAUAUGAUGAAAAUAAUAAUGAAGUAGAUAAUUUUGUAAAUAAUAAUGAUUUUGCGAAAUUGUACAAAUAUUGGAAUGAAAUGUAUAUUAUUUUAAGUAGAUAUGAAGAAUUUAGUGAAAGUGACUUGGAGAAAUUUAAUGUAUGUAUUAAAAAUUGA
This is a messenger RNA of Rhizophagus irregularis DAOM 181602=DAOM 197198, 1131 nucleotides long. NCBI's taxonomy places the organism in Eukaryota, Fungi, Glomeromycota, Glomeromycetes, Glomerales, Glomeraceae. The record is from RefSeq and is a predicted model, not a curated record.